AUGCCCAACCCCAAUCCGACCGCGCAACCCUCCCAUGCCGUCGCUUCGACGCGCCUCGCCCAUGCGCGCAGCUUGUCCGUCAAAACAAACACAGCCACAGCGACAGCGACAGCCACAGCGACAGCGACAGCGACCAAGCUGCCUGCGAACCCGCUCCCCGCUCCAGACAUCCGCUUGUUUGUGACCAACCUGCGCUUGCUGGACUUGGACUUGCGCCACGAUUGGCCAAACAUCACGACUCAAUCCUUCUCCGCCAAGAACGCAGACCAGAAGCAGCGCAUCAGCGGCGCCGAGUGGGCCCUCUUCCGUCUGUUCGAGAUCUGGGACCCCAACGAGGCUGCACAGAAACUGCGCCCCUUCUUCCCACCCCUCGAGCCGCUGCAGUCCCUGAACCUCCGCGCCGCCCUCUACCGAUGGCUGAACGAACUGAAGAAGAACGGCGUCCUAGGCCGCGAGUCGGUCCUGCGCAAGACCAUGCUCGACGAGUGCAAGGGCGACAAGUUCUUCGAGAUCCUGGCCCUGUUCUCUGCUGCAGUCCUCAAAAAGGUGCUGCCUUCAAGAGCUGGGAACCACAGGAACGCGGCCGUUGCGCGGAAACUGGCAACCGCGUCCACCCUGUCAAGUGACGCCCAGCGCUCCCUGCUCCCGCUUGCCAUUGCCCACAAAGCUGCACUCGUCAAUCUCCUGCGCCGCAAGGACGAGCAAAGGCUGAAGUUCUCCGAGUUCGAGAAAACGCUUGACGCAAAGGCAAAGGACAUCAACAAGCGCAUUCGCAGAUGCGUGGACACGCCAAGAGCAAGGAGACCAGCAGUGCCGCAGAGGGAAGCCGACGCCAUCAAGCGGCAGCUCGCAGACAACUGGAUUGGCAACCAGAAGUGGCUCGGCGUCAUGCUGCAUGGCGACCAGGUGCAAGCUGGUGAUGCCUUCUUGAGCAAUCAAUUCGACAAACUCUGGCAUCUGGUAGAGCGCGGGAGAAAGCUGCAAGACGCAGCGCCUGAAGCGGGACUGCUAGACAAUCUACAAUCAAGGGUCCAACAACAGCAGAACAGACUACAGCAAUGGAAGGCCUUCCAUGCAGAGCUACGCAGUGACGCCGCCAAACACGCAGCAACAAACCACAACGCACCAGCCCCUGCGAAGAAUUUCAAGUUUGAAAGCCACAUCCAGCACCAGCUGCCCCCAUCCAAACAAGUCAAGAGCUGCGUAGUGAAGCGACCAGCAUUGCGAUCGAGCUAUCUGGACAUCUUGACCGACAUGGACUCGGAGCUGUCGCGUGUCUCACAGUCAAAGCCUCAGCAGGCGUUUACUUCCACUCGCCGGCGACGUACGUCAUCAGCUGCCCCUGCUCGUUCUCCAGUCCAGACGAAAAAUCUCUUCUAUUACAACCAGACAGCACAGGCGCCACCGAGUCCAGCCUGGCAGACGGAGCCAAAGACGCUUGUCAACGAGCCCAAGACGCUCGUGAGGGAGCAGAAGGCUCUUUUCGAAGGCCUGUCUAGCAACGCAGACAUGCAUCCGCAGCGACGGGCGUUCGUAAAAGCGACACCCACUGAUUAUGAUGCAACUCUGGUGGAUCGGCUGUCCAGUUUGCGCAUCGCUGCGCCCAAGUCGCCGGCCACCCAGUCUCCUGUUCGUCGGCGCUUCCAGCCUGAGCCAGAGUCGGAGCCCACACCAACAGCAGUGGCUCACAAUGCUCGUGCAGCGUCAUCAUCCCCGUUACCUUCAGAGGGCUCGCCGGUACCUUCGCAGGCAACGCCUUUCUCAGAGUCAUCGCCUACCGAAUCUCCCGCACCUUCUUUCGAACGCUCAGCUCCUGUCUUAGAGGCCCCCAACCUGGGUCCAGAAGAGGCGCUUGCUGAUCAGAUCAUUACGUCGAUUGGUAACGCGACUCCAUCGCCCGUGAAGAAGCCUCAACCUCGCAUGUCCAUGUCUCUCGUGGAGCGCACGCGCAUGACUCUCUCUCGAACACCAUCCUUUGAACCCGUGCCCGAAUCGCCAGACGACCUCCCCAUCGCUCCACCGACGGUGCUUCCCUCGGCCAACGAUGUUGGGGUGAGCAAUGUCACGACGCUUCUGGAACGCACACGUCUGAGCAUGGCCACCAUGUCUAAUCGACCCCGUGCCUCCCUCGCCCCUUCGCAAGAGACUGCCAGAAAGCAAAACCCAAAGUCGAGAUCAUCACUCUUCCCCGUCAACCAGUUUGAUACGCCACGCACUCGCAAGUCGUUUGAAGCCAUCGAGGAAGUGGGGAGCAGUGAAAAGACACCCAAAGAAGAUCUGCUGGCAGGAGACAUUGACUACGACCGCGUGUUUAAGAGUCGUCCACGUAUCGCUACGAGUCCGAUCUUCAGCCCUGAGAAGUUCGGUGGGAACUGCGAUGAGGAUGCUGAAGACGACGCGUAUGAGGAGGAAAUCACCGGAAUCGAUCUAGGAGACGUGGAUCAGAGUGACAACGAAGACAACGAAGGAUUUACGCAGAGCUGGGCAGACAGUCCAAGUCGACGCGCAGGGAAGGUCAACUACUGA
This is a messenger RNA of Ascochyta rabiei, 2526 nucleotides long. RefSeq lists its product as uncharacterized. Gene Ontology annotation, cellular component: mitotic spindle microtubule; HAUS complex. The record is from RefSeq and is a predicted model, not a curated record. The coding region runs from base 1 to 2526 and encodes 841 amino acids. Gene Ontology annotation, molecular function: microtubule binding. Lineage: Eukaryota; Fungi; Ascomycota; Dothideomycetes; Pleosporales; Didymellaceae. Gene Ontology annotation, biological process: spindle assembly. The transcript has 2 exons.